Messenger RNA from Myotis brandtii (Brandt's bat), 553 nucleotides. RefSeq names its product zinc finger protein 688 (gene ZNF688). Lineage: Eukaryota; Metazoa; Chordata; Mammalia; Chiroptera; Vespertilionidae. The record is from RefSeq and is a predicted model, not a curated record. The annotation marks the transcript as partial. The transcript is spliced from 3 exons.
GCUGCCCGCCUCGCCCGUCCAUCUUUCUCGAAGGCAAGAAGGCUCCCCCAUGCCUCCCCUCCGUUCCGUCUCCCCCCUAAAUGCGGCCAUUUUAUUUGAGGGCAAGUGGGCGAGGAGACGGGGAAGGCAGGCGGGCGCCAUGUUUGAUGUGAUCAGGGGACGGCGCCCUCCGGAGCGGCCGCGACAGCUGAAGCCGGGAUGUGGCCCUGUUUCCGAAGGCCCCUUCCGGGCCCCUCGGCCCGGGAGUCUAUGGCCACUCUGCCCGGAAGUGAAUAAACACCGAGGGGUUGGAUGCCCCGGCCCCAAACCAGACCUCAUCUCUUGGAUGGAGCAGGGGAGCGAGGCGUGGAGCCCGGCCGCCCAGGAUCCUGAGCUGGGGGAACGCGUGGGAGGAGCUCUGCGAGGAGGUACCCCAAACAAGAAGGAAGAGGAACCCAAAGCAGUGCCAGGAGCCAGGAACCCCAGAAAGACUCCCGGGAAGGAUCGGCCCGGGGAGCAGGUUCAACACCACCCGGACUGGGCCCUCAGCAAGCCGCCCCCGCCCGCGCCCACG